Molecule: messenger RNA, 2513 nt
Organism: Anoplophora glabripennis (Asian longhorned beetle)
Lineage: Eukaryota; Metazoa; Arthropoda; Insecta; Coleoptera; Cerambycidae
Product: probable cytochrome P450 49a1
Exons: 8
Coding region: 357-1769 (470 amino acids)
Molecular function (GO): oxidoreductase activity, acting on paired donors, with incorporation or reduction of molecular oxygen; iron ion binding; monooxygenase activity
Source: RefSeq, a predicted model, not a curated record
AUUGCCUGCUUUAAAACGAUCAUUAUUACCAGGUACAUGAAAGGGACAAGGUAAGGUUUAGAAUUUUAAAUGUUUUUUAUUAUAUAAAUUUAUUUUAUACAUGCUAUCUACAAAUUCAGAUUAUGCCCAGAGCUGAGAUGCUCAGAAUGCCUUCGCCGACAGCCGUAGUAAAUACAGAAUUUUUACUGAAAAUAGAAGACCCGAACAGUUUCGUGGUAUUAUAAAAAAGCGUAUAUUUGUGUUUAGAAUUUUUAGAAAUGGCACUGGUUCAUCACACAGCCAGCCUUUAGAUAAAUUAUGUUGUCCGUGCUUCUAUAUCUGGCUAACUUGAAGAUUGGUAUUGUUUCGUAAGCAUAAUGAAAAAAUUUGGUAUAGUUCCGGGGAUUUUAAAAAACAGUUUAACUAUUAAUGAUUUGCCAACAUUAAAGUCGUACCCCAUAAUAGGACAUGCAUAUUUGUUUUUUCCCGGUGGAAAAUAUAGGUCAGACAAAUUGACGGAAGCAAUUCAAGACAUUAGUUAUCAAUUAGGUCCAAUUUUUAGACUAAAUUUAGGGGGAAAAGAUUUAGUGAUUUCUACAAAUGCAGACCACACGGAAACACUUUUCCGCAAUGAAGGAAUCAGACCAAACAGGCCCCCUUUUCCUGCACUUUACUAUUAUCGAAAGGAGGCUUUUAAUAGUGUAGGAGUUGUGCCUGGCAAUGGAGAUGAAUGGUACAAAUUCCGUAGUGGAGUUACUUCACUACUUAGAACGAAUUUAUUGCAGAGUUAUGUCGAAGUUCAAGAAGAUGUAGCCAAUUCGUUUGUUGCUUACAUAAAAAAACAAUGUAAUGAAAAUGGUGUUCUAAGUAAUAUACAGGAUCAUUUGUUGAAAUUUGCUAUUGAAGCUAUAUCUGUUGUUUGCCCUGGCAAUAGAUUUCGCUGUACCUCAGAGUCCAGUUGUCAAGAUGAAGAAAUAAUAGCAGCUAGUAAUGAUUUUAUGGAGGGCAUGUAUGAGACCUUUAUCGGGCCACCAUUCUGGAAAAUAUUCAAGACCGCGGGUUAUAAAAAGCUGGAGUCGUCACAUCAAAUUAUUUACAGAAUAAUGGAGAAGCAUUUAAAAAAUGUUACACGUAUGCAUUGCCAGAGUCCAGAGAAGUUGAUAGCACGACAGCCGUUUAUGUACACAUUAUUUACCAAUGAACAACUAACUGAUGAUGAUAAAGUUAUGUUAUCAAUGGAAAUAUUUUUGGGGGGAAUCGAUACAACCGCAACCACUACAGCUCUUACUUUGUGCUACCUGGCACAAAACGAGCUUGUACAAGAGAAAGCCCGGAAAGACGCUACCACAAAAGACAUGAGCUACAUAAGAGCGUGCGUCAAAGAAACUUUAAGGUUAUCACCGACGGCGGGGGCUAAUAGCAGGUUCCUUGCGAGAGAUACCAAAUUUGAUGAUUAUCUCAUACCAAAAGGCACUUUACUGCUGGCAUUCAGUUCGGUGACAUCGUGUGACAAAAAGUAUUUUAAAAAUGCUCAAAGUUACUAUCCGGAUCGAUGGCUAAGAGCGAAUAAUGAGGAAUUCCAUAAAUUUGCUUCUUUGCCGUUCGGUUACGGGCCUAGGAUGUGUCCCGGGAAACGUCUGGCGGAGAAUGAAAUUGCAAUUUUAUUGAAAAAGAUUUUGCAAAGCUACAAGUUGGAAUUGGAAGCAGAUCUGAACGUCGAAAUGGUGUAUAGAAUGAAUAGAAUACCCGACAGGCCAAUAAAUAUAAAAUUUAUCAAUACAAAUUACUAAAUAUUUAUUAUUUCAUUGUACAACAAUACAUAGUCUCCAUUUACACUUUUAUAUAUAUACAGGAUUUUAUAUCUAAUUUGAUAGUGUGAUAAUGUUUGUACAAUAAAAUUUGAUUAUUUAAAGCUUAAUAUGACCUCUUUUUCCGGCCACAAUUGAAUUUUUUUUAUUUGAUAAUCUUCAUGAUAAGGUUCUAUUGUCGAUGCUUUUACACAUAUAUAUUAUAUUAAGGCAAACCAGACUUACACGUAACCAAUUCGAAACCGAUAUUCCAACGAAAACAUUCAUACGCAAUACUUAUUUGUAAAUAAAUUUUAUAUAAUUUGUAUAUUUAAAAAUCGUAACAUAUUAUAUAGGUACUAGACGGUUUUUAAUUAAAACUUAAUAUUAUAUCAUACUAAACAAAAAAAAAACAAAGUUAAGUUGCACAUAUAAUUUUGGAAUGUGUGUAGAUAGAACUGGCCUUAAAUGCAUACCUAUACUUAGAAAAGGUAGAACCACAAAUUGAGUUUUUUUGCCACGAUAACUAUAAGGCACAAUAUGAAUUAACGGUAACAAACUAGACUGUAUAAUGUGACUUACUUGAGGAUGCUGGCCACGGAAAAAGCACGAGGUACAAAGUUAAAUUACAAAAUUGUAACUCGUAGAUUUUUGGAAUCCAUUUUCUUCCAAAUCUCUAAUUAUACAGGGUGUGCCAUUUAACACUCCUGCUGCCAAUGUCUCCGAAAUGAAGAAAUUUAUUUUAGU